Epithele typhae is the source of this 1878-nucleotide messenger RNA. Its product is annotated as SSrecog-domain-containing protein. NCBI's taxonomy places the organism in Eukaryota, Fungi, Basidiomycota, Agaricomycetes, Polyporales, Epitheliaceae. The transcript has 7 exons. Gene Ontology annotation, cellular component: nucleus; FACT complex. The coding region runs from base 1 to 1878 and encodes 625 amino acids. Gene Ontology annotation, molecular function: DNA binding; nucleosome binding; histone binding. The record is from RefSeq and is a predicted model, not a curated record.
AUGGCGACGACGCAGUUUGACGGGAUAUACCAUGCGCUCUCUCCCGAGGUCGGCAAGUUCCGUAUUGCUGUUAGUGGAAUGGCGUGGAAGGCCGAAGAAGGGGAGAAAAUGAAAGCAAUAGUAUCCUCCGACAUCAAGUGGGCUCAGUGGAACCGCGUCGCGCGUAACUACCAACUACGAGUGGGGCUGAAGGACAGGUCGAAGGAGACCUUUGAUGGUUUUGUCCGGGAGGACCACGACAGGCUCGCACAACUGCUCAAGCAGCAUUUCAGUGUUACGCUGGAAACGAGGGAAGCGUCGUUCAAAGGGUGGAACUGGGGCGUCACAGAUUUCCAAGGCCAAGACCUCGCGUUCCUUGUUUCCAACAAAACUGCGUUUGAACUUCCUUUGGAGAAUGUGGCCAAUUCUAACAUUGCGGGUCGUACCGAAGUCUCGCUCGAGUUCGCUACCCAAAACGGAAAGCCCUCUCGCAAUGCACCGGACGAGAUGGUCGAGAUCCGCUUCUAUGUUCCCGGCACACAGGCGAAGGGUCGUGGCUCUGAUGCGGGAUCUCAAAAGUCGGACAACGAAGAGGAUGGCCAGGAGAUCAGUGCGGCGCAAGCUUUCCACGACAUGGUGAAAGAUCUGGCGGAGAUUGGUCAGGUCUCUGGCGAUAUCAUUCUCAGUUUCGACGAAGUCAAUGUACUCACACCCAGAGGUCGUUACGACGUCGACAUGUAUCCGGAGUUCCUGCGCCUCCGUGGGCGAACGUACGACUACAAGAUCAUGUUCAACAGUAUUUCCAAGCUUUUCCUACUCCCAAAAGACGACCUGCACGUUUUGUUCAUCCUUGGUCUCAACAUUCCCAUCCGGCAAGGUCAGACGCGGUACCAAUACCUGGUUAUGCAGUUCAACCGCGAGGAAGAGAUCACAGCGGAACUCAAUAUGCCCGAAGAGGAUAUCGCGAAGUACGAUAGACUGAAGAAGAACUACGAGGAUCCGACAUACGAAGUGGUCUCGAGCGUUUUUCGCGGUUUGUCAAUGAAAAAGAUCGUUAAAAUGGGGACCUUCCAGAGUCGCGCCGGCCACCCAAGCGUGAAGGCAAACUUGAAGGCUGUCCAAGGAGACCUCUUCCUACUGGAGAAAUACGUGUUCUUCGUGUCGAAGCAGCCCACGCUCAUCGAGCUCUCUGACGUUCACCAAGUCGUUUUCUCUCGUCUCGGCUCUGGAGCUGGCGCCACUGCGGCACGCACAUUCGACGUCAAGGUGGUGACGAAGAGUGGGAGCGCGGACGUGAACUUCACCAGCGUCAACAAGGAAGAGUACGACAACGUCAGCGCGUACCUGCAGGACAAGAAGGUCAAGACGAAGAACGAGAUGAUGGAGGGUGAGCUCAUCCUUGGACCCGACGACGAGGACGAAGAGAUGCAGAGUGUGGCGAGUUCGGGCGAGGAGGCUCCCAGGCCACGCCGCGGUAAUGACGACGACGACGACAGCGAGGAGGACGACGACUUCCAGGCUUCCGAUUCGGAUGCGGGUUCCCCGACUGACUCGGACUCAUCCGAUGAGGGAGGACAGACAGCCUCGGACGCCAGCGGUGACCGUGACUUCAUGAAGAAGGGCAAAACCAAGGCGAAGGCGGCGCCCAAGAAGAAGAAAAAGACCGAGGCUAAACAGGGCAAGUCCAACGAGAGCGACGCCGAUGGCGACGACGGCAAGCCGAAGAAGAAUGCGGCUCCGAAACCGAAGCCAAAGCCAAAGCCUAAACCUAAGGAUGGAGACGACGCGAUGGACGUAGACGGCGAAGAUAAGCCAAAGCCGAAAGCCAAGCCAAAGCCAAAGCCCAAGGCGAAGGAAGACAACGACGGGCCGGCGAAGAAGAAGCAGAAGACAGACUGA